UUAUUUUUUUUUUCUCUGUCAAAUGAUGCCAGAGCAUCAGAGCACUUUAUAGUCUCUGUUGAUGAAAUAUUUGCUGAUGAUCCUGUUGGAGAUACAAACACUUGUCUGGAUCAAAAAUUGUGUUUUAUGGAAACGACUUAAUAUAAAUUACACUCCAUGGUUUCUGCCCUCUUAAAAAGCCUGAUCUCUUCUUACAUAUAUAAGCUUUGCAAAGGAAUGUUUACAAAGAAAUCGGGAAACAGUACAAAAAGGAAAGAGAGUUGUCAGAGCAAAAAGGAACACGACUUAACUCAGGUUGGACAAACAAAGAAUCCAAAAUUUUCAAAUACUUUUAAAAGCACUGUGAAAAAGAUUGCCAAGUGUCCAUCUGCUCGCAACUUGUCAACUGAAGAAGAGGAAAGUAAUAGAGAAUUUUCACUUUCUCCAACAUUCAGUUACAGAGUUGCUAUUGCUAAUGGGCUGCAAAAGCAUAUUUUUGUAAGGAACAGUAAUAAUGAAGAUAUAGUUCAAGAUCUGUCUUCAAAUGAUAGCUCAUAUUCUGAGUCGCUAAGUGAAGGAAAAAGCAGCAAGAAAAACGAAUACUUAUCACACACAAUGCCUGUGAGACGCAACAGAAAAAGCUUAAGCAGCCUGGCACCAUCUGAUGGAAGUUCAGAUGGAGAACGCACUUUACACACACUGAAGCUGGGAGCUUUACGAAAACUAAGGAAAUGGAAGAAGAGCCAAGAAUGUGUCUCUUCUGACUCAGAACUAAGUACGUGGAAGAAAACAUGGGGCUUAAGAAGUAAAUCUCUAGACAGAACUGGCCGUCACCAGAAAUCAAAUACUUUUGAACCUGGCUUUAGUUCAACAGGUUGUAUUAGCCAAACCCAUGAUGUUAUGGAAAUGAUCUUUAAAGAGCUUCAGGGAAUAAGUCAAAUUGAAACAGAACUCUCUGAAUUAAGAGGGCAUGUUAAUGCUCUGAAACAAUCAAUUGAUGAAAUUUCGAGUAGUGUAGAAGUUGUACAAAAUGAAAUUGAACAAUUGCGAACUGGAUUUGUACAGUCCAGAAGAGAAACUCGGGACAUACAUGACUACAUUAAGCAGGUGGGCCAUCCAGGAAACAAAGCAAGUCUUAGGUUUCUAAAUGUGCCUGAAGAGAGGCUUGAAAAAACUGAAAGCAUAGUUUACAAAAUAUUAAUAGGUAAAAUGGGGUUCUCAGAGGCACAAAGCACUAUUAAAAUUGAGUUUGCCCAAAGACUGGGACAACAAAGAGACUGUCCAAAUGCAAAGCCAAGACCCAUUCUUGUUUACUUUGAGUCAUCGCAACAGAGAGAUUUGAUUUUAAAAAAGUCAUAUAAACUUAAGGGAACUGGCAUAGGAAUUUCUACAGACAUAUUUUCCCAUGACAUUAAAGACAGAAGAGAACGAGGACUACCUUCCUCUCAGACAUAUGAGAGUAUGGAUAUGAAGCUUUUAACUGUGGAGACAAAAACUAAAAUGCAUGACUGGGAGUCUCCUGACAGUGAUAAAGACUUGGAAUCAGAUAUAAAUAAGAACAGUUAUGCAAGGAUAUCCAAAUCUGCAUUUCAAAUAAAAACAAGCACUACAAAGGGGAGUAUUGAGUCCCCAGAUACUAAAGACCUUAAGAGAACUGCUGACAAUAACACCUUUUCAAACAGAAGAAAUUAUGACAAUCGGUCACCAGAAUUUGACAAUAUGGAAAAAGAAUCAAAGACCUAUUACACAGACGUGACUCCUCUAUGGCAUUUACAGAAUGAUUUUGCGACACCAAAACUUAGCCGUUCGGAAUCAGAUUUCUCAAAAUUGUGUCAAUCUUACUCUGAGGAUUUUUCAGAAAAUCAGUAUUUUAGCAGAACAAAUGGCAGUUCAUUGUUGUCUUCCUCUGACCGAGAACUUUGGCAGAGAAGGCAAGAUGAUUCUACAAACUGGUAUAGCAGUUCUCAGGAACAGACUUUUGGCCAAGAUACGCAACAGUAUCCAGAGCAAAAUAAUGUGGAGAAUGUAGAAACUGUUGGCAGUGGACUAAGCAAUGGAGUAUGUGCAACGGGAGACAGAAGCCACUAUACUGAUUCUCAGCUUUCUUUACAUGAUGAUCUUUCCCCAUGGAAAGACUGGAAUCAGCUGGAACAAGGGGCAGAUUUGGGCCUAGACUCAUCCACACAGGAAGUUUUUGUGUAUGAUAUGAGCAGCCCUUCAGAUCAACAGACAGAUUUUGGAAAGUGCCAAAAUUCUGACCUCCAGUAUGAUACUGAAAGCUAUGAUUUUACUCUUGAUGGUACUUCUCCAUCAUGUCCAGGCCUUGAUAGUGAAUCACAAAGUCAGUGGACUGCUCAAUAUGAUGAUUAUCAGGAAACAAAUUCUGUCUCCUCUUAUCAGAAUCAAAACAGAUUGCCUAUGAUGUACCGAAGUCAGAGUGAACUGCAAAGUGACGACUCAGAAGAAACAGCCCCUAAAUCAUGGCAUAGCCGAUUAAGCAUAGAUCUUUCUGAUAAGACUUUCAGCUUUCCUAAAUUUGGAUCUACACUUCAACGAGCCAAGUCAGCUUUAGAAGUAGUCUGGAAUAAAAGUACACAAAGUUUAAGUGGGUAUGAAGACAGUGGAUCAUCCUUCAUGGGAAGGUUUAGAACUUUAUCUCAGUCGACUGCAAAUGAAUCAAGUACAACACUUGACUCUGAUGUUUAUGCUGAGCCUUAUUGCUACAAAGUAGAGUAUGAGGAAGACUUAAUUGAACCACCUGGUGAGAAAGAAACAGACUAUGUAGAAGUAAUGGAACAAGUCCUUGCUAAAUUAGAAAAUAGAACUAACAGUAGUGAAACUAGUGAGCAGGUCCAAGAAUACGAACCAGAGCAGCCUUUGUAUGAUACUCCAUAUGUAGUACUACCAGGGGAGCAAUAUGACACACAGUUUGACAGUGUGGUCAGUGAAGAGAUGUUGGAAGUCAGAAGUGACAUAGCUGCUGACAUAGAAGUACGGGAAGAUGAAAAUCAGAAUGUCCCAGAGAUAGUUACUGAAAUGCCAAAGAAAAAAAGAAUACGACCAUCAUUUAAAGAAGCGGCUUUAAAAGCAUACAAGAAACAAAUGAGUGAUUUGGAAGAGAAGAUCCUUGCUGGAGAUAGCGUUUCUGUGGAUGAAAAGGCUCGGAUAGUAAGUGGAAGUUCCUUGGAUACUUCCAAGCUUUAUGCAGUCCAGGCAUUUAGUGGUGUUGGCCGUGGGCUGUAUGGAAUUGAUAGCAUGCCAGACCUGCGCAGAAAGAAAUCUUUCCCCAUUGUUCGAGAUGUGGCUAUGACACUUGCAGCUCGAAAAUCUGGUAUUUCCAUGGCCAUGCUCAUCCGGACCUCCAUAAACAAUGAUGAAAUGAAAAUACAUGUCUUCAAGAAGACACUGCAGGCUUUGAUCUAUCCCAUAUCAUCAACUACACCUCAUAACUUUGAAGUCUGGACAGCUACAACUCCCACAUACUGUUAUGAAUGUGAAGGUCUACUUUGGGGCAUAGCCAGACAAGGCAUGAGAUGUACUGAAUGUGGUGUCAAAUGUCAUGAGAAGUGCCAAGACCUCCUAAAUGCUGACUGUCUGCAGAGAGCUGCUGAGAAGAGUUCCAAACAUGGUGCAGAAGAUAAAACGCAGAACAUUAUUAGUGCUAUGAAGGAAAGAAUGAAGAUCAGAGAGAAAAAUAGACCAGAGGUGUUUGAAGUGAUCCAGGAAAUGUUUAAUAUUUCCAAAGAAGACUUUGUACAAUAUACAAAAGCAGCAAAACAGAGUGUUUUGGAUGGCACAUCCAAGUGGUCAGCAAAAAUAACCAUCACAGUUCUUUGUGCUCAGGGAUUACAGGCUAAGGACAAAACUGGCUCAAGUGACCCAUAUGUUACUGUGCAAGUUGGCAAAACCAAGCGGAGAACAAAGACAAUUUUUGGAAACUUGAAUCCAGUAUGGGAUGAAAAAUUUUACUUCGAAUGCCAUAACUCUACAGAUAGAAUAAAAGUGAGAGUGUGGGAUGAAGAUGAUGACAUCAAAUCUAGAGUAAAACAACAUUUCAAAAAGGAAUCUGAUGACUUCCUUGGGCAAACAAUCAUUGAAGUAAGAACACUGAGUGGAGAAAUGGAUGUAUGGUAUAAUUUAGAAAAGCGAACAGAUAAAUCAGCUGUCUCUGGUGCCAUUAGACUGAAAAUCAAUGUUGAAAUAAAAGGAGAGGAGAAAGUUGCUCCCUACCAUGUGCAGUACACCUGUCUACAUGAGAAUUUAUUCCAUUACUUGACGGAAGUUAAAUCUAAUGGUGUUGUAAAAAUCCCUGAAGUGAGAGGUGAUGAAGCCUGGAAGGUGUACUUUGAUGACGCUGCACAAGAAAUUGUAGAUGAAUUUGCAAUGCGCUAUGGAAUUGAAUAUAUUUAUCAAGCUAUGACGCACUUUUCCUGUCUGUCUUCUAAAUAUAUGUGCCCUGGUGUUCCAGCAGUUAUGAGUACACUGCUGGCCAAUAUAAAUGCAUUCUAUGCUCAUACUACAGCAGCAACUAAUGUAUCUGCUUCAGAUCGGUUUGCUGCUACUAACUUUGGGAGGGAAAAGUUCAUAAAACUGCUGGAUCAAUUGCACAAUUCUCUGAGGAUUGAUUUAUCUAAAUACAGGGAUAAUUUUCCUGCCAGCAAUUCUGAAAGACUCCAAGAUCUGAAAUCAACUGUGGACCUGCUUACAAGCAUUACUUUUUUUCGAAUGAAGGUACUUGAAUUGCAGAGUCCACCUCGAGCCAGUACUGUAGUGAAGGACUGUGUAAGAGCCUGCCUGGACUCAACUUAUAAAUACAUUUUUGAUAAUUGCUAUGAUCUCUACACCCAGUUAGUGGAUCAGGGUAAGAAACAAGAAGUUCCUAAAGAGGAACAGGGACCAACAACAAAGAAUUUGGAUUUCUGGGCACAGCUUAUUACUCUGAUGGUCACCAUCAUAGAUGAAGAUAAAACAGCAUAUACACCUGUCCUGAACCAGUUCCCUCAAGAGCUGAACAUGGGAAAAAUCAGUGCUGAAAUCAUGUGGACUCUGUUCGCCCAGGACAUGAAAUACGCUCUAGAAGAACAUGAAAAGCAGUGGUUAUGCAAAAGCACAGAUUAUAUGAAUUUGCACUUCAAAGUGAAAUGGUUUUAUAACGAAUAUGUGAGAGAACUCUCCGCUUUCAAGGAUGCGGUGCCUGAAUACUCUCUGUGGUUUGAACCAUUUGUCAUUCAGUGGCUGGAUGAAAAUGAGGAUGUCUCAAUGGAGUUUCUUCAUGGAGCACUAGAAAGAGACAAAAAGGACGGGUUUCAGCAAACAUCAGAUCAUGCCCUUUUCUCUUGUUCUGUGGUUGAUGUCUUCACUCAGCUCAAUCAAAGCUUUGAGAUUAUUAGGAAACUGGAGUGUCCUAAUCCAGAAACUCUAUCUCAUUUAAUGAGAAGAUUUGCAAAGACUAUCAACAAAGUGCUUCUUCAGUAUGCUGUGAUUAUUUCAAGUUACUUCAGCUCUUAUUGUGAUAAAGAAAAUGUGCCCUGUAUCUUGAUGAACAACAUUCAACAAUUAAGAGUCCAGCUUGAGAAAAUGUUUGAGUCCAUGGGAGGGAAGGAGUUGGAUCCUGAAGCUAGUGUUAUUCUAAAAGAACUUCAGAUGAAACUCAGCAACGUUCUGGAUGAACUCAGUGUAACGUACGCUGCAAGUUUCCAAUUGAUUAUUGAAGAUUGCAUAAGACAAAUGAGCAACGAACUGAAUCAAAUGAGGGGAAAUGGGAAUGCAGCAGCCAACAAGAACAGUGCGGCCAUUGAUGCUGAGAUUGUGCUUCGGCCUCUCAUGGAUUUCCUGGACAAAACUUUAAGUGUCUCUGCGAAAAUCUGUGAGAAGACAGUUCUGAAACGGGUUUUAAAAGAGCUUUGGAAGUUAGUCUUGAACAAAAUAGAAAAACAAAUUGUGCUUCCACCACUGACGGACCAAACUGGGCCCCAGAUGAUAUUCAGUGCAGCCAAAGAUCUUGGACAACUGUCAAAACUCAAGGACCAUGUGAUUCGAGAGGAAGCCAGAAGCCUGACCCUGAGGCAGUGCGCGAUAAUGGAAGUAGCGCUAGCAACCAUAAAGCAAUACUUCCAUGCUGGAGGCAGUGGGCUGAAAAAGAAUUUCCUGGAAAAGAGCCCAGACCUACAGUCCCUGAAAUACGCUCUUAGCCUCUACACACAAACUACCGACGCCUUGAUAAAGAAGUUUAUAGACACUCAGACAUCUCAAAGUAAAACCAGAAAAGCUGCAAUUGGACAGUUAAGCUGGAAAUAG
This is a messenger RNA of Nestor notabilis (Kea), 6276 nucleotides long. RefSeq names its product unc-13 homolog C (C. elegans) (gene UNC13C). The record is from RefSeq and is a predicted model, not a curated record. Gene Ontology annotation, cellular component: plasma membrane; presynaptic active zone cytoplasmic component; synaptic vesicle membrane. NCBI's taxonomy places the organism in Eukaryota, Metazoa, Chordata, Aves, Psittaciformes, Psittacidae. The transcript is spliced from 30 exons. The coding region runs from base 157 to 6276 and encodes 2039 amino acids. Gene Ontology annotation, biological process: neuromuscular junction development; presynaptic dense core vesicle exocytosis; synaptic vesicle priming. Gene Ontology annotation, molecular function: phospholipid binding; diacylglycerol binding; calcium ion binding.